Brassica napus (rape) is the source of this 1321-nucleotide messenger RNA. RefSeq names its product defensin-like protein 69. The transcript is spliced from 2 exons. The record is from RefSeq and is a predicted model, not a curated record. NCBI's taxonomy places the organism in Eukaryota, Viridiplantae, Streptophyta, Magnoliopsida, Brassicales, Brassicaceae. Bases 997 to 1266 code for a protein of 89 amino acids.
AUUUAAAAUAUUUAAAUGAAAUAUUUUAAAAGUAAUAGUUAGCAAUAAUUCAAAAAGCAAAUAAAAUUUUCAGAAUGCUAAAAUUUAAACAGAAAUUUUUAAAAUAUUUAAACAAAAUUUCAGAAUAUUUGUUUGUAUUGCAAAAUUCGCUAUAUAUAUUUUAAUUUUUUUAAUAAUACUUCAAAUUCUGUUAAAAAUUUAUCAAAAAAUAAAACUCAAAAAUACACAUUGAAUAAGUUUCCUAUCUAGUUUGUGAAUAUUUGGAUUUAAAAUUAGAAUGAUAUAGAUCAUUAUUCUCCUAAAAACCAAAAAGUAAGUUCAAUUAAUUUCCAUAAAUUAAAUUAUUUUAAUAAGCCAUUUACAUAAAUUUAAUUAUAACAUAUAUAUAUAUAAUUUAAAUUCAGAAAUCAUAUAAUAAAUUGUAAUUUUCUUUAACAAAAUUUUGUAAACUAAAUUUCCGAGAGGUCCCGGAUAUCUAUAUAGGUAAUGGAAAAAUCUGUUAAGCAUUAUAUAUCAUUUUUUCUCAUCUGUACAGGGUUUGGAACUAUAGAAGGAUUGUCUUAGAUUGUAUUACUUAAAUCACACGAACUAGAAAAGCAAUUUUCCCCAUUUACUUAAUUCAUACAAACUACUUCAUCAUAUUUACAUAAUACACGAAGACUACUUUGGCUUGAAUACAAAAGCUUGCUAAUGUUUAGUCAGCCUUCUAAAUUUGUCAUAAUAUUGCUGGAUUAUUUCCUUGAAUGAGAUAUUUCUUAUGAGCAAACGAAGACUUUAUCUUUUAGUCCAAGAUGCACAUUUAUUGUAUCAACAAAAUUGAAAGAAACAAAAAAAAAUUUGGAUAGGCUUAGAUCUUGGACAGACUCACAGAAAUUUAUUGUUGACCGUAUUAUUUAACCAUAUAUUAAUGGAUCAUUUCAUCCUCAAUCACACAAACCUACAUCUUGAAUAGAGGUUAGUUUAAAAAGUUGAGUGCCAGAGAGACUUAUUUUAUAAAUGGAUUCUUCAAAACUGUUGCUUACAUUUGCGCUCGUGGUUACAAUGUCCAUCUCCUAUGAUCUUUUCUCCGGUAUAGGAAUAAACGCGAGAAUUGUGCCUCCGACUUGUUACGAGGGAUGUAACGCAACGUUUCAUAAUCCAGAAUGUAACAAAUUUUGUAUAGGAUUGCUUUAUAAAGAUGGUAGUUGCUUUGACCCUGAAGGUUCUAAACGACCUUAUUAUCGUUGUUGUUGCGACCCUAUAAUUCUUCCACCUCCUUCUCUUUGAUCAAUAUAUCUGUCCUGCUUUAUAAUAUCUAUACUUAAUAAAAAACAAUUUUCUU